GAAUCAAAAGUGUGUUCUUUGACCUUUAUUUUCAGAUAAAGCACCAAAGCGUUACUAAGCAAUUCGCUUCUUUCAAAGCUGUAGCAGCGAGUUGCUAGGCAACUAUUGGCCGUUUCACCCACUUAUCUUGAGAUUGGCAUAUCUCGAACAGACUUUUCUAUCUUUCACUUCCCUGUUACGUAAAGAUAGUGGACUUCUGUCUUCUGGUGGUCUUCUGUAGAGUUCCAUCGCUUAUUUUAGGUUUGGAGGAGUUUUGUCGGACGAUAGCAGCUUAUUUCUGUUAGUUUACAUUGAAAAUCGUUAAAAGAUAUCCAAUAUGCAUGGACUCACAAGAAUCACCACCUUGGCCCUUCCCAAGCACAUUCGAAGUGCCUCGCCAGCUUUGUCACAAUGCAGGGUGCAGUCUACGGCGCCCAAGCCGCAGCGCAAGGAGCGCAAGAUGGACAAGGUGGUCAAGGACUCCAAGUCGUUCGUGCUCAACAUGUUCAAGGGGUUGGCGCAGACGGAGCAGGUGUUCCCCUACCCGGACGUACUGACAGAAGAGCAGCGCGAGACUAUCGAGUCCGUGCUCGACCCGGUCGAGAAGUUCUUCACUGAACAGAACGACGCGGCGCGCAAUGACGCGACGGAGACGAUCGACGAGGUCACCCUGCAGGGACUGCGCGAACUGGGCGCCUUCGGACUGCAGGUGCCCCAGGAGCUGGACGGCGUCGGCCUGUCCAACACGCAGUACGGCAGGAUGACCGAGAUCGUUGGCGCGCACGACCUCGGAGUGGCCAUCACCAUGGGAGCUCACCAGAGCAUCGGCUUCAAGGGUAUCCUGCUGUUCGGAACGCCAGAGCAGAAGCAGAAGUACCUGCCGAAGCUGGCCGUCGGAGAGAAGAUGGCCGCCUUCUGUCUUACCGAGCCGGCCUCUGGCAGCGACGCCAGCUCCAUCAAGACGCGCGCCGUGCCGACCGAAGACGGCAAGCACUACAUUCUCAACGGUAGCAAGAUCUGGAUCUCCAACGGCGGCUUCGCCGAGGUGAUGACCGUCUUCGCCCAGACGCCCGUAAAGGAUGAGACCACGGGAGAGGUGAAGGACAAGGUGACCGCCUUCAUCGUGGAGAGGGGUUUCGGCGGAGUCACCAGCGGUCCGCCAGAGAAGAAGAUGGGCAUCAAGGCGUCCAACACGGCCGAGGUCUACUACGAGGACGUCAAGGUGCCGGCUGAGAAUGUGCUCGGCGGCAUCGGCGGAGGAUUCAAGGUGGCGAUGAACAUCCUCAACAACGGCCGCUUCGGCAUGGUGACUGCGCUGACAGGUACCAUGCGCUACUCGAUGCAGAAGGCCAUCGACCACGCCACUAACCGCACCCAGUUCGGACGCAGGAUUGACUCGUUCGGGACCAUUCAGGAGAAGCUGGCGCGUAUGGCUCUGCUGCACUACGUCACCGAGUCGAUGGGCUACAUGAUCUCGUCCAACAUGGACCGCGGAUCGGUCGACUUCCAGCUGGAGGCCGCCAUCAGUAAGGUGUUUGCCUCCGAGGCGGCCUGGACAGUCACCGAUGAAGCCAUCCAGGUGAUGGGCGGCAUGGGCUACAUGAAGGACGCCGGCCUGGAGCGCGUGCUCCGCGACCUGCGCAUCUUCCGCAUCUUCGAGGGAACCAACGACAUCCUGCGCAUCUUUGUGGCGCUCACCGGUCUUCAGUCGGCCGGCGGAUACCUGAAGGAGCUGCAGCGGGCGCUCAAGAACCCGGCCGCCAACAUGGGCAUGAUCUUUAGCGAGGGUGUGACGCGCGCGCGCCGGGCCGUCGGCCUCACUGGCGGCAUCUCGCUGGAUGAGCACGUGGACCCGGACCUGCGACCGGCGGCUCAGCUGGCGGGACGGGCCAUCGAGGCUUUCGGUCACACGUCUGAGCAGAUGCUGAUGCGUUACGGCAAGAACGUGGUGGACGAGCAGUUCCUGCUGAACCGUCUGGCUGAGGCGGCCAUCGACCUGUACGCCAUGACCGUGGUGCUCUCCCGCGCCACCAGGUCGGCCAAGCUGAACCAUCCUUCAGCGGAACUGGAGAAGAAGAUGGCUACCGUCUGGUGUAACGAGGCCUCUGACAGGAUCCAGCUGAAUCUGACGGCCAUCAGCUCCAAGGUAGCCAACGAGAACUUCAAGAACCUGGCCACCAUCUCUAGAGCGAUGUGCGACAAGGGAGGCAUCGUCACUACGCACCCGCUGGAGAAGUAAGGUGGCCACCUGACGGCGACCCCGUCAACUACAGCCGCCGAGGCGCCGCACAGAGGGCAGUGAGGCGUAGGUGGCCCAGUUCGGUACCGGUAUAUCGGAUUUAUAGCGGCUUGAGAAUCGCUGGCAGACGUUAGUCCACUGAAAGGUCUAUUCUGAAAGGAAAUGAAAUCAAAGCCGAUUUUAGCGUGUGUAUAGUGUAUAUGAUCACAGAUCAGUGUAUAUUUGGAUUAUAUUUGAACGAAUAUCUGUAUAAACGGUUGAAUAUAAUAUCAUGGAUUUUGUGAGCAUUGUAGGCCAAAUUUCGAGGUCCUUUCUGCAUUCAUAGUUAAUUUUCUUUCUGAUCGGCUUCAAAUUAUCGAUGGCGAUUAUUGGUUGAGAAAUGGUUUUCACUUUUAUCGAUAUAAGGUGUACUUCAAAUGCCGCAUUAUUCUGCAUAAUGCUGCGCGUAUGAACGGAUGCGAGGAAUGGUUGUUGAAGCAAUUAUCAAUGCAAGCAGUACUCAUUCUUUGGUCAGUUGCCACUCAAGCUGAGUUUUCCCUAUUAUUUAGUGCUAAUAUCGCUAAAAAGGCCGCCUGAUUUUCUUUCUCUGAUAUUGGUCUUUAGUUUCCGCCUAUCAUUUGCUUUUUCGUUUGUGUGCGGGUUUUGGACCGUCGCUAUUUACCGAAUCGUGUAAGGUCUCCUCCCACGGAGCCUGCCCGGCGAAGUGUGCUGUGUCUGUGCUCUUUGGGAUGUUGCUGUGUGUUGCCGUCCGUCGGAGAGGGUACAGUCGUACCCUGCGGACGCUGUACCGUGCUGCAUCAAUACAGAUUCAGUAGUUUU
Messenger RNA from Amphibalanus amphitrite, 3037 nucleotides. It is a transcript of the gene Acadvl, whose product is annotated as very long-chain specific acyl-CoA dehydrogenase, mitochondrial-like. The coding region runs from base 317 to 2218 and encodes 633 amino acids. The transcript has 12 exons. NCBI's taxonomy places the organism in Eukaryota, Metazoa, Arthropoda, Thecostraca, Balanomorpha, Balanidae. The record is from RefSeq and is a predicted model, not a curated record. Gene Ontology annotation, molecular function: fatty-acyl-CoA binding; flavin adenine dinucleotide binding; very-long-chain fatty acyl-CoA dehydrogenase activity.